Helianthus annuus (common sunflower) is the source of this 1100-nucleotide messenger RNA. RefSeq lists its product as uncharacterized. NCBI's taxonomy places the organism in Eukaryota, Viridiplantae, Streptophyta, Magnoliopsida, Asterales, Asteraceae. The transcript has 3 exons. Bases 246 to 833 code for a protein of 195 amino acids. The record is from RefSeq and is a predicted model, not a curated record.
ACACGUUCAUCCAAAUCCAAUCCCAUUCCCGAGAGGUGUGUGAAUAUGCAUAACUAGAGAGGAGAGGAAGGACCAUUUCUUCAAUUUCCUUUUUAGUUGAUCAUCAUCAUCCCCUUCACUUCUUCCAUAUUCUAACCAGACCAACAUAUCACUACACUAAUAUUAUCAACAUCAACAUCAUAAUUCUGAUCUUUCUCAAUAUCAACAUCAACCCUAUCCAUACAUCUCACCAUUCUCACACACAAAUGGCACUAAACAACAGAUCUGGAUCUUGCAAUUGGACAGUGGCAAAGAUCGGAAUCGUGUUCUUGGGCCUGUCUUUGGUGGGCUACUUAUUGGGCCCACCUCUUUACUGGCAUCUUCUUGAAGGUUUCGCCGCCGUUCGCCGGUCUUCCUCCGCCGCAUCUUGUCCUCCCUGCAACUGUAAUUGUGAUCCUCGCCCUGAUAUUUCUUUUCCUCAUGGACUUGUCAACAGUUCCUUCACAGAUUGUGCAAAACGCGAUCCGGAAGUGAACGAAGACACAGAAAAAAACUUUGCAGAGCUUCUUUCAGAGGAGCUGAAACUACGUGAAACCGAAGCUACAGAAAGUCAGCAGCGUGCUGACAUGGCGCUACUAGAGGCCAAGAAGCUGACAUCACAGUAUCAAAAGGAGGCAGACAAAUGCAACUCAGGAAUGGAAACCUGUGAAGAAGCUCGUGAGAAGGCCGAAGCAGCUUUAGUGGCACAAAAAGAACAAUCUGCGAUGUGGGAAUUAAGGGCCCGCCAAAGAGGCUGGAAAGAAGCCGGUGUUAGGGCCCGUGCACGAUCUCAGGGAGGCGUUGAGGCGUUUUGAUGGUUUUGAGGUUAUUGAACUGCCUGAAACUAGGUAGCGGGAAUGUCAAAACCGAGCUUUUUAAUACUUGUUCUUGUUUUUUUUGGUGUCAUGUCCUAAAUGGAAAGUUGAUAGGUGUAGUACAGUAGCUAGUGGUGAGAAAAAUGAUUUUUCGGUUUUUGUUCAUUUUUUUGCAAGUGAUUAAAACCAUCUAUGUAUGUACUACAAAAAAAAAAAUGAAAUAUAGCAACCAUUAAUUCAAAAAAUGGUUGAUGUUGAACCUGGUAA